AUGCUUUAUUGCUUUUCUGUCACUCUUUCUUCUCUUUUCCCUUUCUCUUUCACUUUCUUUUUUGCUCUCUCUUUUUUAUUAUUCUUUUUCAUCACUUCUAUUCUCUUUCUUUCCCCUUUUAUCCCCUUCUCUCUUUCUUUCUUUCUUUCUUUCUUUCUUUCUUCUCAUUAUCGCAGUGCCUCUCUGUCCUUUUUUUCGGUCAAAAUUCUUUCUUUCUCGGUCUUGCCUGCUCUUUUUCUCAUUUUUUUCUUUCUCUUUUUUCCUCUUUUUCUGGAUCUAUUAAAUGCUCUUUCUUUUAAAAAUUUCUCUCUCUCUUUCUUUGCCUCUCUUUCUCUCUCUCUCUCUCUCUUUCUUUUCUCUUCUUUUUCUCUCUUUUCUGCUCUUUUCUUUUCUCUCUCUCUCUGCCUCUCUUUCUUUCUUCUUCUUUCUUUUUUCUCUCUCCUUUUCUCUCUCUCUCUGCUCUGUUCUCUCUCUCUUCUUGAUAUUCUCUCUAGAAAAAAAAUGUUUCUCUCUCUCACUCUUCGAUAUCUCUUCUCUCAUCUCGUGCCCUCUCUCUCUCUCUCUCUCUCUGUUCCUCUCCCUAUAUCUUUAUCUUUUCCUACAUGUCACACUUGCUCUCUCUCUUCCUGCUCUCUCUCUGUUCCUCUCCCCAUCUUUCUCUAUCUUUUCCUACCUCUCACACGUGCUCUCUCUCUUCCUGCUUUUUCUUUCUCUCUCUCUCUUUCUCUGUAUAUAUCUUUCUCUAUCUCUAUCUCUCACAUGUGCCCUCUCUCUCUCCCUCGCCCCAACUCCCACCCUGAUUUGAUUUUACUUUUUAAGUCAUAG
Messenger RNA from Acanthosepion pharaonis, 825 nucleotides. The record is from the annotation of a GenBank genome assembly. NCBI's taxonomy places the organism in Eukaryota, Metazoa, Mollusca, Cephalopoda, Sepiida, Sepiidae.